This is a messenger RNA of Gongylonema pulchrum, 630 nucleotides long. Lineage: Eukaryota; Metazoa; Nematoda; Chromadorea; Rhabditida; Gongylonematidae. The record is from the annotation of a GenBank genome assembly.
AUGCAGGUUCAGAAGAGUGUGAAAGACGAUGAGAUUAGUUUACCCUUGCUGGUGCUGCUGCUGCUGCCCAUAGGUCGUUGCAGUGCGCGAGACUCAGAAGCAGCGCAUUUCUCGUUGGCAGUGAAGCGUCACUGCGUUGUGCUGGAAUACUGCUUACGUUCGCUCGCUGAAAUGCCCGGGCAGUGUGUUGUGGUGAGGCUGCUGCUGCUGCUGCUGCCUGCGAGGGCAAUUGGACGAAACAUCGAUCGUUCACUGUGUAUCGUGUCUUUAUUGAGCAUGGAUGUCGUGGACGGUCAGAUCAUCGAUACGCUGCUUCGUCUUGACCCAAGCUUCUUUGAUGGUUUGCCGGAGGUGCCAGGCACUGUAACAGAGUUGGACACCGAAACAUUUUAUCGAGCGAUCGUUCUUUUGUUGUGGACAUGCAAUCCGAAUCUGAAGAGGGAAAUUCCGUCCACAGUGCCCGGUCAAAAUAUGUCAGCGAAGCUGCGAUGUGCAACAAGGGUUGUUGAAGCAGUAAAGCAUGCUCGUGCAGAAGUUGAGUAUUUGCUUGAUUACAAAACACCAAGCGCAGUUCAACUAGGAGCCCUUGUCUACCGUCGAGCCAAACAAAUUCUAACAGAAUUGCAGUGA